GGGAUGUACAAAAAUUAGGGUUUUCCUUUUCUUGAGAAUUUAAUUUGGGGAAUCAAACAUUUGACAGCGGAACUUUACAAAAAAUGGCUGAUCAACUCUCAGAGGAACAAAUUGCAGAAUUCAAAGAGGCUUUCUCGCUCUUUGAUAAGGAUGGAGAUGGCACAAUCACCACCAAGGAACUUGGAACAGUGAUGAGAUCUCUGGGACAAAACCCAACUGAAGCAGAACUUCAGGAUAUGAUUAAUGAAGUAGAUGCAGAUGGUAAUGGAACAAUUGACUUUCCAGAAUUUCUUACCAUGAUGGCCAAGAAGAUGAGAGAAACUGACAGUGAAGAGGAAAUCAGAGAGGCUUUCCGAGUGUUUGAUAAAGAUGGCAAUGGUUUUAUCAGUGCCUCUGAGUUGCGACAUGUGAUGACAAACUUGGGAGAAAAACUUACAGAUGAAGAAGUUGAUGAGAUGAUUCGAGAAGCAGACAUUGAUGGAGAUGGACAAGUCAAUUAUGAAGAGUUUGUUAAGAUGAUGACAAGCAAGUAAAGUUUUGACCAUUCUUCAUUGUUUUUUCCUAAAAGCAAUGAAAGAAAAUGGAUUAAACAAUUGUCUGGAAGUGUUUGGUCAGUCAAGCAACUAUCUGUAUCAGCUACAUUACAUUUUUGCUUCUUUACUGCAUUGGGAGGACAUUUAAUUGUGAUUUAAUUUAUUAUCACUGUGAGCUGUAAGUUUUAUUCCAUUAAAUUAUUUAAGAAUUUUUAUCCCAUAAUAUUACUGACCAGGAAAAUUUAUUUAAAAAGUGGUCCUUAGAACUUGGUGUUAAAGUGAGUAAGCAAUAUUACACCAUAGCACUGAAAAAAAUUUGUAGGUUUUUUAUGGGUAUUUGAUUAUUCAAAAGAUUCACAAACACAAGUUCCUUCAAGAGGGGAAAAGAAACUUACAAGAACAACAAAAACAAAAACAAAAACAAAAAAAAAUGCACAAAUUCUCCUUUUUUUCAGUCCAGUUAAAAACUCCUGUUUAUUCACUUGUGUUACCAGGGUGAAGAAAAAUGUCAUUAUCAUGGUUAUUUAUUCCAAACUGCUUUUGUCACAAUAAAUAUUACACACCUUAUUGAAAA
Molecule: messenger RNA, 1107 nt
Organism: Pocillopora damicornis (cauliflower coral)
Lineage: Eukaryota; Metazoa; Cnidaria; Anthozoa; Scleractinia; Pocilloporidae
Product: calmodulin
Cellular component (GO): myosin II complex
Molecular function (GO): calcium ion binding
Source: RefSeq, a predicted model, not a curated record